GCAACUUGUUGCAGUAUGACCCAUUUGACGGGAAUGUAAUUUUUACUGUAGAAAGUCAAGAGGGGUACAUCAAAGAUGGAAUAUGAAACGCCUCCAAUCGGUUUGGCCCUCAAGAAGAUCCGUAGUGGAGUCGACAUGCACGUGGCGCGCCCCAUUUCCGGUUUCCAGUUUCCAGUACAGCUACAGUGUUCAGUGAAACAAACCCUCUAAACACUGCCUUCUGAACGGGAACAUGGGAGGACAGGCGAAGGCUAAGAAGAAAAACAAAUCACAGAAGAGAGAGAAGCGCUCCACCGACACCAGACUAUCAGCAGAGGAAAGGAUGAAACUUAGAAUGAAGGAAAAAGCAAAGAAAAAAACAUCGGAAAAAUACAGUAUAGAGCAGCUGCUUGAAAAGACUGAAGAAUGCAUGGAUAACUUCAACUUUGAGAUGGCUCAGAUGUUCUGCCAACGUGCCUUAGACAUCAAUCCCACAAAUCUUAAAAUCCUCGACAUGCUGGGAAACAUCUGUGCCGAACUGGGGGAUGUUGACAAAGCCAAAGGAAUGUUCCUGAAAGCCGUGGAGCUCAGUCCAGAGGAGGGCCACAGUAAGUACAUGUACCUGGGCCAGAUGCACACGGGCACAGAAGCCAUACAGUACUUCAGCAAAGGCAUUGAGGUCAUGCUCCACAAGCUGGAUGAACAGACCCAGACAGCAGCCUUGGUGGGUGCGAUGGCCGCAGCUUCCCCGGACCCUGUGGACCGUGAAUCGGACGUGACGCCGAAGGACGUCUGCGUGGCCUUCUGCUCACUGGCAGAGAUCUUUUUCACCGACCUGUGCAUGCAGGAUGGCGCUGCAGAUCAGUGCAAGGAGGCCAUCGACAAAGCCUUGCAGUAUGACCCAGAGAAUCCUGAGGCCCUGCAGCUGAUGGCCAGUUACCUGUUCAGUGUGGAGAAGGUUCAGGAGGGAAAGGACUACCUGAUGAGGAGUGUGGCAGCGUGGCUUCCCCGACAGCGUCAGGAGGCGUUGGACAAGGAGCAAAGAGGUGUUGAGCUCAAGGAGGAAUACCUGCAGAAUUUGGUACCCCCUUAUGAAUCUAGGAUAACCACAGCGAAGCUCCUGGUUGAAACAGAACAGUAUGAGACCGCCAUUGAGGUCCUCGAGGGACUGCUGGAGGAGGACGACGAGGUCGUACAGGUCUGGUAUCUGCUCGGCUGGGUCUGCUACCUCCAGGUGGACAAGCCUGAGGAGGGCGACGCAUCCAGAGACUCGGCGAGAACCUACCUAAGCAAAGCCAAGAAGCUGCACACGAAGCUGCGCUGCGACGAUGACGCCCUGCUGGAGCACGUCGACCAGCUGCUGGCGGAGCUGGGUCCCGGGGAGGGGCCUGCGGGCUCUGAUGAGGACGAGCCCCCCCUGGAUAACAUCGAGGACGACUUUGUGCAGAGCAGCGAUGAAGAGGACGCCAUGGAGCACUGAGCGAGCUUCUCCUUGUCGAGCGCCUUGUCAUGUCCAUCCGUUUCCUUAAGCCCCUCCCCUCCCCCGAAAUACAUAAAUAAAAACAACAACACACCGGCAGCACGGCAGCCUGUUUUCUUUUAUUGGC
Molecule: messenger RNA, 1586 nt
Organism: Scleropages formosus (Asian bonytongue)
Lineage: Eukaryota; Metazoa; Chordata; Actinopteri; Osteoglossiformes; Osteoglossidae
Product: probable assembly chaperone of rpl4
Exons: 12
Coding region: 233-1459 (408 amino acids)
Biological process (GO): determination of ventral identity
Cellular component (GO): membrane
Molecular function (GO): phosphatidylinositol binding; protein binding
Source: RefSeq, a predicted model, not a curated record